CCAUGAAGAUUUUGAUGCGGCGGUACGAGCUGUACUACAUCCUCACCUUCAUGUAUCGCAAGAAAAAAGUGUUACAGUUACACAUUGUGUUGCAGGCCAAGCAAGGCAGACAAGCUCUGCCAUGCCGGAUACGCAUAGAAGCCUCGUUUCAUAGGUGUUUUCCCGUAGGAUUUCUGCAUUACAAGUUUUCUCUCUCAGGCAGAGAAAUUUGUGUUGCUGAAUUGACUACAAAUGUGUAACUGUAACACUUUUUUCGCGGGAUAUCAUGCGCCACUCGAGCGCGGCCAGCGGCUUCUUCGAGCAGGCAAGCUUGGCGGAGAAAGUGAAGGCCGUGGACGGGCGGCUCGGCGACAGCUUGUUCAACGUCAUCCCCUUCCCGGAGGCGUUCGGCACCCCGCAGCUGCAGGCCAGUUCCGCCUACUACUGCGCCCGGGACAACACCCCCUUCCCUCCCGCGGAGUGGAUCGACCUGCAGAAGGAAGCGCCCGGAGCAGCAUCGACGUCCUUGCGGUACCUAGUACUUCCCGACGACUCGCAGCCGAGUUUCUACCUGUUUCGCACCGCCGCGAAGCUGAAGGCCGGCGCGUGGAACUAUGAGAACGGCCACGCCUUGCUCCGCGCGGCGAACCGCGCGGGGGCGGCGGACUUGGCGGAAACCUUGGGGACUGAGUACUGGAAAGUGGUUUUGAUCGAUUACGUGGCCGUGUUCUUGAACUUGGUCUUCGCUUUUUGCCUCCUCUAUGUGUGUGAAAAACGACGGGAAAAACAGGAAUCCGGCGACGGGAAGAAGUUGGCGGCGGGAACAGGACGCGCUGCUGCUGAUGCUGCUGCUGCGCAGGAGGAGGCAAAGGCAAAGCAAAUGCAAAUGCAAAUGCAAAACAACGGAAAAAUGAUAAAGGAUGAAAAUCAGAAGGACGUCCUUGUACAUCAGGAUCAUCUUCAAGAACUUCCGGCCGCACUGGAGGUCCGGAACUUGGUGAAGACGUUCGACCGGGGAAGAAAGAUCGCGAACAACGACGUGACGUAUUCCGUGAAGCGGGGCGAAAUCUUUGGUCUGCUCGGCCACAAUAUCAAAUGUAAAAAUGUCUGGGUCUGGAUGAAAAGUCAUGCUGUUUUUGCAUGACACAGAAGGUCUGGCAUGAAAGCUCUAGCAUCACAGGUUUCGAGAAGCUUCCGCAAUGCCGAAUCCGCAUGACAAAUUGCCUAUUUUGCUGACAGAAGGUGGGCAGCUUUUGCUACGUAUGCAUGAGAGACUUUUCUGCGUUCUGAAAUACGCAUUACAAGUUCCGACCUUCCAGACCCAGACAUUUUUACAUUUGAUACACAACGGCGCCGGGAAGACGACCAUGCUGAGCCUAUCCUGUGCAAAAACGUCCCCACCCCAGAGUUGUCAUGCAAAUCUGCAUGCCAAAAAAGUUUGUCAUGCGGAGCCACAUGAGAACCAUUUUCCGGCUGUGUUUCGGAUUUUGUGAUGCUACAAUCAGCAUGAUAUGCUAGAUCUGUGAUGCUUCUGAAGUACCUAAACAGGAUUACACUACGAGGACAAACUUGUCAUGCGAAACAACCAAAGCUGGCUCAUUUGUCUAGCAGAUUUCCCAUCUUGACUCUGGUGUGGGGACGUUUUUACUCAGGAUAGAGCCAAAUCACGUGCCUGAUCCCCACGACCUCCGGCGACAUUGUCGUGGAUGGCAAAUCGGUGAAGGCGGACGUGGCCGCGGUGCGGCAGCGCAUCGCCUUCUGUCCGCAGGUGAACCCCAUGUGGGACGCCUACACGCUGCGGCAGCACGUGGAGUUCUUCGCCGCGCUGCGGAACCUCCCGCCCGCGCAGACGCAGAGGACGCUGGCGAAGUACGCGACGAUGCUGGGCCUGGACAAGAAGCUGAACACGAACUGCGAGAAGCUGUCGGGCGGGCAGAAGCGGCGGCUGUGGGUGAUGUGUGCGCUGCUGGGGUCCGCGCCGCUGGUGCUGCUGGACGAGGCCACGUCCGGCAUGGACCCGCAGGCCCGACGGGAUUUCUGGGUGCUGCUGAAGAAGAUCGCGAAGGAGGAGAACCGCGCCAUCGUGUUUUCCACCCACUACCUAGAGGAGGCGGACCUGCUCGCGGAGCGGAAACUCAUCCUGGCCGCCGGCCGGGUGAUGGCACUGGGCACGAGCCCCGAGUUGAAGCGGCAGUGGGGCUGCGGGUACUGGGUGCUCGGGAUGGUCGACAAGACGCAGGUAAAGGACAGCGAAACCGCGAAAAGUAUCCUGCAGGGGUUCGUCCCCGUGAUCCAGAACGCGCUAGAAGCAGCCGAAAUAAAAACAGAGGUGAAGACCAAGAACGAGAAGAUGAGCGCCUUCUUCCUGGCCUACUCCAUCCCCUGGGCCCAGGCCCCGAAAAUGCCCGCGGUGCUCGAGGCGUUGGCGAAGGCGGCGGCGGUAUCAAAUGUAAAAAUGUCUGGGUCUGAAAGAUUUCUAGAUUUGUCAUGCAUAUUUGCCAUGACCCGUGAUGUCUGUGAUGCAUGCCGUAGCAUCACAGAUUUUUGGAGCGCUUUGUGAUACCUCUACCGCAUUAGAAAUGCCCUCUCCGCGUAGCACAAACUGGAGUCCUCUUGCUGGUCAUGCAAGACAAAUUAUGAUUAGUGCCCUAUCCCCCCGAGGUCCUGCCCAGAGGCAGCGAUCGUAAAGGGGGUACAGUGGUUGAGGGGUAAAGAAGGUCAUGCAAGACAAAUUUUUUCAGAAUCCACAGACACAAGUUUAGAAUGUUCCAGACCCAGACAUUUUUGCACUUGAUAGGCGGCGGGUGGCCACGAAAGCGCGGUCACGUUCACGGUGGAGCAGACCACCAUGGAGGAGGUGUUUUCGCUCGCGGGGGAGAAGGGCGAGCUGGAGAAUCUCUCCGUGGAAGAGCGCAACCAACUGGAAGCCGCCCGCCGGGAACGGGAGAAAGACAAGGAAAUCUCCCGGCAGCCCCUGCUGCCCCGGCAACUGAACUUCUGGCCGCAAACCAGGGCGAUUUUCCAGUUUCGGCUGCGCGAGGAGAGUGCGCGGAAUCUCGGCGGCUAUCUGUCCGCCGUGCUGUUUCUCGGCUUCUGGUACACAUUCGCAGGGCUGCUCAAGUUUAUGGUCGAUGAGGACGACAGUAGUAGUAGCAGCGACGCCGGUGAAGAUGUUGACCUUCUCCCACCACUGAAACCGAAGCAGUCCACCUUUGGAAUGGUUCUCAAUUUUGCCGGAGGGAUUCUCCUCCCUUUCGCGUUCCUGUUCUUCGGAUUCAACAUGGCGAAGAAUGCGUACAGCCCGGAGAAACAGCUCGGGCUCGCCCGCCACUUGUCCAUGCACGGCGUGAAGCGGAGCGCCUACCACGCUGGCUCGGCGCUGUACUUUCUCUGCACCCUGACGGGUCCGUGCUACGUAGCCUUGGCCGUCUCGUUCUGGACACUGAUCGAUGCGGUGUACGCCGCCAAUACGGGCAUCAUCCUGGCGUUCGUUUUUCACGCCCUAAUCCCGACAGUCAUCUCCACCGUUCUCGUCCCGCUCUACCUCGCGUCGACCUGCAGUCCGGGGUUUCUGAUUUUCUACCAAAUGAUGGUGUUCCAGGCCGGAUUUCUGAAGCAAGUGCUCGAGGGCGUGUUGACUGACACCUUCUCCCUUGCCUCGCUGGCGGACCGGCUGGAGGGCGGCGAGGAGUUUCGGAAAUCGCAGGCGGCGCUGUGCACCACUUUCAGCAAUCAGUACACCAGUGGCUCCGGACUGCCGGACCAGGCCACGAAGUUCGGGUUUCCGACCAGUUGGCCGCUGUUCUUCCUGUUCCUGGGGAUUUUGUUCCCCAAUGUGGCCUUCGAGAACUCGGUUUUGGGGCUGCAGAAGCUCUGGGGCCUGGACCAAACCGUGACCAUCAACGAGCGGCAGACCAAGGACGCGAUCUACGCGAUCUGGGGCGCGUUUGAGUUCAUGCUGAACCAGGUCGGGUUCGAGAUGGCAACUUUGCUGGACAUCCUCUACCCGAACGGCACGGCCGGUCAAGAACAGCAGUUGUCCACCUCCUCGACCAGUUUUGGGCUCAGCUUCUACCUCUUCGGGGUUCUCCCGGAGAACGUUCGUUUAUUGUCUGUAAAUCCCGCGUUUUGGGAAGAGCCGGUGCAGGUUUUCGAGAAGCUGCAAAGCGAAAGUUACAAACCAACACUGGAGGAGCUGGUGCACGAAACGCCACUUUCGGAUCACCCGGCCCAGUGCGGCGCCCCAUACUUCGCGACGGUGCUGCACGCGGAGGUUUUGCAGCCGUUGUACUGUUUGGUCUUUUACUCCCUGCUCUUUCUGCUUUACGAGCUCUGGUAUCUGCCCAACAAAAUGGUGGGCUUGCAGUACCAAUCGGUCGCCGAGCUGGAACGGGCCUGCGGGGAAAAGGUGCCGCCCCAGGAGCCGGACGCGCAACGCGACCAGGACGUGGUCGCAGAGGAAAAGAUGACGAAACAGGAGCGGGACAGCGAGGAUUUUGCGCUAGACGUCACCAGCGUGUACAAGCAGUUUCGGGACCAAACCUCGAGCAAGCUGAACUGGGCCACCAACGGUGUCACAUUGCGCGUGAAGGAGGGCGAGUGCUUCGGGCUGCUCGGCCCCAACGGCGCGGGGAAAACCACGCUGUUCAGUUUGAUCUCGGGCAACGACGACAUCGGCGGGGCGGACCUGGGGACCAUCUCAAUCCUGCGCAAGGACACGAGCACCGACGGGUUCGCGAGCGCCAACCAAGUCACGGGCCUGGCGCCGCAAUUCGACAAGCUCUGGCCGCACGUGUCCGGCCGCGCGCAUCUGCGGCUGUUUGCCAAAUGCACGGGCUUCUACUACCCGCCAGCGAAAGAAGAUCAUCUCGUAAGAACUCCUGUCGAAAACAAGAAAGAGAACCACGGCGACCAAAUAAAGGGAGAGCAGGAGAAAAAUUCCUCCGUGGAAAAUAAUGUAGACCAAGGACGAACGUCGUCGAAUCCUUUGUGGAAGCAAGUGUCGCCCUUGCACGACUUCGGCGAAGCGAGGAUUUCGCGGCUCCUGCGCGAAGUGUCCUUGUCGGAGAAGGACGCCGACCGGCCGGCCGAGGAGUACAGUGGCGGGAUGAAACGCAAGCUCUCCGUGGCGAUGACCAUGAUCACCGACCCAUCGAUCGUCUUUCUGGACGAGAUGUCGGCGGGCGUGGACAUUGUGGCGCAGCGGAGCUUGUGGGACAAGCUGAUCAAUCGGCCGAAGAAUCAGACGAUCAUUUCCACUAUCAAGGGCAAAAAUGUCUGGGUCUGAAAACUUGUGAUGCUGGGUGGCGUAUCGUGAGGAGGCCACAAGUGCUGGCUCAGCAUGACAAGUUUCUGAGCUUCUAGGUGUUGCCUAUUCUGCAUGACAAGCUGCGUUUCUGCAUGGCAGAAAAAUGGGGCUCUUGGGUAAUAUGCGUGACAAAUUUUAGAGUCAUGUGAGACAAGCAUGACAAACUUGCAUUCUUCCAGACCCAGACACUUUUGCACUUGAUAUCCACCACGCAUUCUAUGAUGGAGGCCGAUGCCACGUCCGAGCGGAUCGGCAUUCUGGUCGGCGGCAGGCUGAAGUGCUUGGGGUCCACCAGCCGCAUCAAGUCCCUGUAUGGGGACGGCUACCACCUGGAACUCAUCCUCGACUUGAGCGGCGGCACAGCUGCGGCCGCGAGGAUCUUUCCAGCAGCCCCAGGGGACGAGGUAGCAAAUGCUGGUAAAAAACCAUCAACAUCUGGAACUCGUGUGUCGAAGAAGAGCCAGUUGUACCCAGAACAAGUUUCUUCACACCACCACCUCCUCGCGGCGCAGCACCACGAACCGGGGACGCGGACGACCGAACAGGUGGCUGACUAUCCUCAGGUGCUCGCGCAGGUCGCACACAAGGAGCCCGGAACGCGCACCACCGAACAACUCAGCGCCGGCGAGAUCGCGGCGCACAACGCCAUCGACGCCGCGGCGCGCGAGCUCGCAGCGAGCGGAAAUAGUAAGCUGUUGAAGAGCACGACAUCCAGUGUGGGGUCGAAUGUCGGCACAACAGCUAGUACCAUGGGCGGUAAAAAAGCCGCUGGACCAGGACACCGACCAGAAGGCGAAUCACAGGUGCAGCAGGGGGAACUACAAGCCGAAGCGGAGGAGAUAGACCCGAUGGACGAGCUGGAAAGCCUAUUGCGGCCCAGUCCGGUAUUAGAGGAAGGCAACGACGUCGCCGAAACAGGUAGUAUGAAGCUGCAGUCCCAGCAGUCCGGGCUCCUGUCUUCGAUGGGGACUGCGAGUCUGACUCCCCUGCAAGUCACGAACGCGUCCUUCUUGAAAAGCGGAAAUCGAAAGUCGAGGGACUCUGACGCGGCGGACGACAAGACCUUCCUGAAUGUGGGCAUCGAGUCGGUCCAAGUGGCCACCGUCGACCCAGUGCUGCAUCUCGACGAAUCCGGGCACAGCAACGCAAUCAGUGAGCGGAGCUCGCGCAAUUCAACCGCCGCUGCCGCGAAAAAUGUGAGGACCUCCGCGGCAGAAGCAGCUUCUGAUAGUAGUACUGCAAUAGGAGAAGUACUAGCACCUCCGACUGCGGAUGUUGAUGAAGCGAAAAAUGAAACAAAGCCGGCAGGUGGAGCGGAAGUGGAGGUUCUGAGCUUCGACCAGCAGGUGAAACUUUCCAAGUCCGAACACGGGAAGGUAACGAGCGCGAAGGGCAAACCACUAGCGACCAUGACGAUGGAGGACUGCGAGUGCUUCGUGGUCGACAGUCUGCUGGCCGAGUGCGCGGACCUGUCGCUGGCCCGGGAGGAUAUCCGGCUGCUCGAGAAGGUGCCGUUUAGCGACAUUCGCGUCCGCCUCAUCUUUACGCUCGGCGGGGGCGGGAAAAAGCCCCAUCUCGCCAGCGUGUUUCGCUGGUGCUUGGAAAACAGCAUGAAAAAGUACAUCGAGGACUACGGGUUUGGGGAGCCCACGUUGGAACAGGUCUUUUUGAAGUUCGCGCGGGAGCAGGAGCUGUUAGAUGCAAAACGCACGGGGGAUGCGGAAGGACGGAAAGAAUAGAGGGCUAUACAGUUGAUGUAACGAAUUUCUACUGUGGUGGACCGCGCCAGGAAGUUUUCUACACUGGUGCGCGAAGGUACUUCUGUGAGUACUUAAGUACAUAGAUGUCGUGUUCAUCUUUCCACUCCUUUCUCUCUCACUUAUGUCUAUUUUUUUGCGGCCUCUAAUCUCAUGCCAUUCAAAAUACAAAUUCUCUUCAUCUUCAUCUUCCAAUUGCACGCCGUUGUGGCGCCGCCUUUGGUUUUUUCUCAUUUGCGUCAAGUCCAAGAAGCUUGCGCUCAUCGCUUUUGCUUUUGUCUACCCACACGUAUCAACCACCCUUACCAACUUCCAAGCGUUUCUGGAAGUAGCCAAAGACUAGCAUAAGGUAAAUUUUUCUAUCCCACAUGACAUACACCAUCAGGAACAAAG
This is a messenger RNA of Amoebophrya sp. A120, 7437 nucleotides long. NCBI's taxonomy places the organism in Eukaryota, Dinophyceae, Syndiniales, Amoebophryaceae. The record is from the annotation of a GenBank genome assembly.